GUGGGCGAAGUAUCGGACAUUAUUUUCGCGCUGUCUUAGGUGGGGAAACGGUCGAGAGGAUGCUUUAGCAUCUGGAUUGCGCAAUGAAGCGCGGGGGACCGCAUGGCGCGAGCAACGCCACGGUUUUCCGUUCGGCGCGUGCGUGCAGGCUUGAUCGGCCUCUGCCUCUGAAAUGUUGAUGCUAAAUAAAACUCCUAGCUGGUUGGGACGAUGCCAUGCGUUCUAAUUUUCACGAAGAAACGGCCGCUGGUGGACGCGGUGGCCCGGGGUCUGCCUUGCCUUUGGGUUUGAUAGUCUCUUGAGGCUCUCCGGGUUGCCCGUUCUUCGCGGCGAAGAGAGGGAAGUUAUUAAGCGAGGAUAGUGGGGUUAUCAUCAUUAAAGAUUCAAGGUUUAUGGAAAGACGUGAUUAUUUCUGGUGGUGUCGAUCGUGGUAGCUAACGCAUUUCCGUGAACCAGUCGGCAGAGUGGUUCGGGACCAGUGCUCUAUCAGCGGUGUUUCCAUGUGAACGCUGCGGUGACAUGGCUGCCGCCCUUUUGGGCAAGUGCUUCGGUUUGUUAGCGCUCGUCUUUCUUCUCUACACCUGCUGUUAUGGCUUCAGGAUACGCGAGCACGGGCCGCAGACAGUUUCCACGUCCACGGAGCAGUCCCAUCGGGCUGACUGCGAUCCUUCCAUCUUUGGCAGAUGCCCGGAGAAGACUACGACACCGUUUACCAAUCGAAAGUGGCACGAGACGCCAGCACCGCGACUCACCAUCCGACGAAAACCACCUGUCGAGGUGACGUCGGAUGACGGUGACGAGGGCGAGGCGCGUGUGAGACUCGAAAGAAUUGGCCGCUCAACGGUUGGGGUUGUUGACGAUGGGAACGAAGAUUCGAGUGGUGAGUUAGGGGACGAUGACGAGGAGGUAAUCGUGGAGGUGGAGUAUAGCGAUGAAGCGGUAGUGGAUACUGGUGAGAAUGAUGAAGAAGACGAAGAAAAAGCGAAUGAAGAUGAAGAUGAAGAUGGAGAUGAAGUUGACGAUGUAGAUGAAGAUGAAGAUGAAGAUGAAGAACUGGAGGACAAGAAGGAUAGGAAACAUUGGAAAGUAAAGUUAAGUGCGAAGAAAGAGAAGAGUAAAGAAGAGAUUGGAUUGAAGAAGAAAGAAAUCAGAUCGUUCAAGGAAUUGAAGAAGUCGAAGGAUACAGAUGAAGCGGAUGAUAAAAAUGAAAAUGGUGAAGACUUGAAGAAGAAAGGUUUAGAGAAACGUUUGAAAGAAGUUAUGCCGUUUAGGAGACUGAAAGUGGACAAAGUAAAACGUGAUGAGGAAGACUCGGAAGAUAAAGACAAAGCUGAAACUCAAGUUGAAGACGAGGAUGAAGAUGAAAAUGAAGGUGGAGCAGAUGAAACUGCAGAUACAAAGGUAGAUGCGACUAAAGAUGCAGUUAAAGGUAAACAUAAAAAUGACAAUACAGAUGAAGACAAAGAUGAGGAUACAGAUGAACAAAAAGACGAAGAUGAUGAUAAUGAAGACAAAGAUGAAGACGAGGUCGAAGACGAAGACGAAGGUGAAGACGAAAAUGAAGAUGAAACUGGUUCAGAUGAUGAGGAGUCAAAAGAAAUUAUCACCCCUCCUCCCGUGAAGCUAGAAAAAGUCAGAUUCGCUGAUAAAGAUAAAAUUAAAUCGAUAGAAGUACGACCACCGGCUACAGAGAAACCAGAAGUUGAAGUCAAGCAACCAGUGGCGCCUGCGAAAAAGGACAAAGAACAGAAGGUAGAAGUGAUCAGGAAGCAAGUGGAGAGUGCGAAGAAGUCAACGGGGAGCCUGGGAAAAUCAAUCGAGAGUCCGAAAAAAGUCGAAACCGUUAAAGUAACGAAGCCUGAUUCAGAAUCGUCUAAGCCCGAAGCUACAACCAAACCGGAGACCAAGGAGAAGGUUUCAGUGCCUAAGGAGAAGGUUUCAGUGAAAUCGGAGGACAAGGAGAAGGUCUUCGUAAAUCCGGAAGAGAAGAAGAAGACUCUAGUGAAACCCGAGGGUAAGGAGAAGACUCCAUUGAAACCGGAAACGUCAAAGGCAAAGGCAAAAGAACCAGCGGCGCAAACCGUAAAGAAGAAAGCGGAAACAGUGAGUGCGAAAGGUGCUCCGGCUAAACCUGCUGAAGUUAAACGAUUCGAUAAAGAUGAUUCGAAAGGAAAAACGAAAGCACACGUGGAUGCUGCCUUCACUUUGGCUGAAUUGAACGAUGCGUUACUACGCGUGCCGACCUUCGUGCCAAAUUUCACGGCCGUGGAGGAUUUCGAGUGUCAGCAGCAGGGCAAGAUCUUCCUGCGACAGCUGAGAGGACAUAAAUUGUGGGCACUGCAAAUGUUAGAUUCCAGUGCAAAGAUCCCGUCAGGAUUGUUGCGGGGAAACUUGAACCAGCUCGGAGACUUCGACGAGUGUAUGGGAGUAAUGGCACACGUGAAGUUCAAUAACACUACGAUAAGGGUGCAGGGGAAAUACUGUCUAGCUAAUAUAGAUUUGUACCCUUCUCAUCCGGACAUGAGGAUUCCAGUAAACAUGAUGCAGGCUCGAUCCCUUAUACGAUCAAGCAUGCGUGAUCCUGGUCAUUUUGUUCCAAAAUUUACAACGGUGAAUUGGGCACUGUGUCUUCCAGCAGCCUGCUCAGCCGAGGAUGCCGAAAACGUAUUGGUGCAGGCACUGAGUCAUUACAAUUUCACAGCAGGAAUAAAAUUCAUGUUGGACGUUGAUCCCAACAUGUGCUACGUUAAAGAAAAGCCGGACGGCUACUCGAAAGAAACGAUUGGCGUUUUAUACUUCUACGCUAUGUUCGUCUGCCUAGUACUUGUAGCAACAGUGAGAGACUAUUUAGUGGCGGCGAAGGGGAAAGGAAAUUAUUCCGAGAGAAUAAUAAUGGCCUUUUCUUUGCGGAGAACUCUCAAAUCUUUAUUUAAAGUGGGAACGAGUGAAGCCGAUAUUACUUGCAUUCAUGGAAUAAGAGCACUCAUGACAAUUGCCAUUUAUAUUGCCCAUGAAUUGGUGACGAUAUCGAUGAUGCCAUAUUCAAAUCGAAUAGAGUUUACGGAGGUUACAAAUCAUCCGCUAAGCACACUUUUGAGAGCGUCAGCGAUUUAUACAGAUGUGUUUCUGGUAAUCAGCGGCGUAUUAACUGCUUACAAUAUGGCAUAUGAAUAUUCGAAGCGAGGGGAGAUACGUUGGUUUUGUCGUUUAAUUGCCAGAUAUAUCAGACUCACCCCACCUUUACUCGCGGUGGUGUUUUGGUACGCUUUCGUAAUGGAACACAUGGGAUCCGGGCCUCUAUGGAACAGCCUUAUAAUACCCAACGCUAAUCUGUGUAAGAAGAACGCCUGGACAAAUCUGUUGUACAUACAAAAUUUCUUUCCCUUCGAAGAAAUGUGUGCUACUCAUACUCAUCAACUUGCACUCGAUAUGCAGCUGUCGCUUUUAGCUCCGGUGUUGGUGUUCUUCUUGGAGUUUAAAUUAAUCAUCGGGGUUCUUUUAAUUGUUUUUUUCAUCUUAUUGGCGGCUACCCUACGGUACAUAGCGAUGAUAGGCAGUAACGUUUCCCUUGUCAUUUACCACGGAAUAUCAGUGAAACAACUGUACAAAACUGCUAAUUUAACUUACACGAUGCCAUUGCACAGAGCAACGCCAUAUGUAUGUGGCGUGGGGCUCGGUGUAUUGCUUAAUUACACUAAAAGGGACGUUAGAAUCCACAAGGUAUUCGUGAUCUUGGGGUGGUUAAUUGCGAUGGCCUUGGGAUCGUGGUCAUUAUUUUCACCUUGGCAUCUAUCCAGAAGGGACUACGUGUACGAUGCUGAAGAGGCGACCAAUUACGGUGUGACCUUCCCAAUUCUGAUGGCCUUGUCCGUAUGCUGGUCCAUUUUUGCAUGUCACACAAAUAAUGGAGGAGUAAUCAAUAAAUUCCUAUCAAAUCACUGGUUAUUGAUAAUCAGUAGGCUAUCGUAUGCUAUAUACUUGACGCAGUUUGCUGUAUUCUUCCACAAUGUUGGGACCAAGAGGUAUUCAAAUGAAUUUCAGUUGCGGGCAACUGCUGAUCCUGUAGAACUAGGCGUGGUAGUAAUCAUAUCCAUCAUUAUAACGCUGCUCUUCGACUUGCCGAUGCAAGAAGUUAGAAAUGUUCUAAUGGAAAGCACAGACAUGCUAGUCACGACAGGUCCUACCGAAGAAAAAUCUCCAACAGAAGUAACCGAGGAAACGGAAAAACUACUUUUACCGGAACAACAAAAGGACAAAGUCUACGAAGACGAUGAGGUAGCCUCAACCGGCUGGGACUGGCAGAAGGACAUAGUUCACGGUGGCAUCAAGAAAACCAAUGAAGCCGUCGAAGACGAGGAACAAGUCGAUAUGCCGAUAAUGAACAAAACAAAUCGCAGAAAAUCGUUCAUGGCUCACGAUUCCUCGGAGAACGAGUCCGCGUCACCCAUGGAAUGGGUGCAAGACUCGAGCAGAAGAUACUCGGGAAGUGACAACGGGUACAGGGAAAGAGUAAGAAGAGGGCGAAGCGUUCAAAGGGAUUACCGGGACUCCGAGCAAGAAGAGGAAUAUUCCAGGUCGCAACGGGAUCGAGAAGAAGUUGUCACGCGAAGCAGACGUUCGGCGUCCAGGGGUCACGACAACAGGCGUGUGUCCCCGCAGGAUAGCGACGACGAGGAAAGGUAUCUGCGAAGGCAGCAGGAGAAAAACGACCAGAGACAGUACAGACGGUCAGAGUCCAGAGGCCGAUCAGUGAUUAGGGAUUCGGACGACUAUCGUUCGUGGGAGAUGGUCGGCAGGGAACGUUCGUCCUCUCGAGGCCCCGAGCUGAAGAGGCUGUCCAGCAAAUCGGAGGAGUACGAGUCAACGCACAGACAAACAAGAUCGCCCGCGAUCUCGAGACCCCCCGACCCGAGGAGAGUGUACUCCUCGGAGAGCGAGGAGGAAAUCCUGCAACGGAGGAAGCUAGAAAAAAGGCACGCUCCGGUGGAGCCGAGGAUUAGCGACGAGGAGGACUGGGAGGGCGAGCUGAGAAUACGAAGGAAACAGUUUAUGGAGAAGCUCGCGACCCAGGAGGGGGACUCCGUGCUUGAAGAGGAGGAUUUAGCUUCCUUGAAGAGAAGGUCUUCGGCGGAGGGGAAAAUAGCCAUACUGAAGGAUCCUUCGCCGGACGACAACAUGGAUUCCUGGACAGUCAGCGUGGGCUCGCGAGUGGCGCAGCUGGGAUCAUCUCAGGAACGCAGCGAGCCUGAAGAGGACCACGCUUACAUACGGCGAAGGGAGUUUCGGGAACGGGCGCCACCUCCUAGGGAAGACACUCAGAGCGAGGAAGAGGUUAUCUGGGACGCUUCUAGGGGAAGAUCCAGCGUCAGUAGCAGCCAAGUCACUUCCAUCGAGGAGGACGAAGAUGUUUCCAGUUUUAAUUUUGUAUUGACGAAAGACAGCAAAAGGAUGUCUUUGCAGGAUCUAUCGAAACUGUCUCAAGAAGAGUCCGACAGAUCUGACUCAGGAUGGAACAUUGUGAAGAAGGAGGGCGUUCCUUCUGAUAAUCAACUGAAGGCUACGCCAGGUCUGUAUAAACGAGAGUCUAUCAUAAAAAGUCAAGCCAGCGAGGAGGAUCCAGAGUACCUUCUACCGGAGAGACCAAAAUUGGUCCAACAAGAACGGGAACACCCUUUCAAGAAAGCUUGGCAAAUGCAAAAGUCGAGGUCCGAGGAGGAUGGGUCACCGUAUGCUAUCAAAGAACAUAAAGAACAGUCGAAAACAGAGUUGAAGACAGAACCAAGGACAGAAUCGAAGACAGAGUCAAAGACGGAGUCGAAACCAAAGAGUGAUGAUGUUCCAACUAUACAAAGGGAACACAGCGGGGAGCAAAGUUCCGAGUGCGAAGACAUUGGAGCAUUUGCCGAUGAUGAGUCCGAAUCUAUUAUGUUGUCCCGUAGCAGAAGCACUGAUACGGAAGAAACCAGAGCCAGUUCGAAAUCGGAGGAGUCAACGGAAGGAAGGGAUAGCAAAUCUUGUUCGAAAUCGGACGUCGAGGAUGACUCUUUAAAAAUUAAUUGGCCGGUCGAGGAAGAGGAACAGGAUGAAGUGCCGAAGAACGUCGCAAGAAGCAAAUCAGAGGAGACAGAUUGGACCUGGGAAGAAGAAGAGACUUGAACCGAGGACGGAGUUUCAAUAAAAAUAUAAUUGUAACCAAUUAUUACGAAUGAUGUUACCCAAGCGGUGAAGGGCAUGCGGUGACGGACGAAAUUUAUUGGCACACCGUUUAAAACAAGGGUUUACGUUGAAGUGUCGACGAAUGAUGUUUAUAUUUCGAGUUAAUAAAUUUGGAAUGGUUCCGUU
This is a messenger RNA of Nomia melanderi (Alkali bee), 6342 nucleotides long. RefSeq lists its product as uncharacterized. Gene Ontology annotation, molecular function: acyltransferase activity, transferring groups other than amino-acyl groups. The record is from RefSeq and is a predicted model, not a curated record. NCBI's taxonomy places the organism in Eukaryota, Metazoa, Arthropoda, Insecta, Hymenoptera, Halictidae.